Molecule: messenger RNA, 2373 nt
Organism: Rhinolophus ferrumequinum (greater horseshoe bat)
Lineage: Eukaryota; Metazoa; Chordata; Mammalia; Chiroptera; Rhinolophidae
Gene: SP5
Product: Sp5 transcription factor
Exons: 2
Coding region: 717-1682 (321 amino acids)
Biological process (GO): regulation of transcription by RNA polymerase II
Molecular function (GO): DNA-binding transcription factor activity, RNA polymerase II-specific; RNA polymerase II cis-regulatory region sequence-specific DNA binding
Source: RefSeq, a predicted model, not a curated record
UCGGAAGGGACGAGGGAAAGGUGGGAAGGAUUGUGUCUCGAUCUUUCCUGGUACUCUGUGCACCCUGAAUCUCAAGGGGAGCCCCGCUUGGUGGAUGCCUCAGGAGUCAGACCUAGGGGUACCCACGCCAACUUCACACCUAGUCGUGGUGUCAAGAGUGCGGCCUUUCGGGGAGGGACGCGCGGUACUGGGGGUGGUUCAGAGGUGCCCGUCUGGCUGAGAACAGGGCUAGAGCUUACUCUGCUGGGCCCUCCUUCUGAUUUCAGCCAGGGGCGGGCGGGGGAGUAGCGCGAGUGCAGCAUGGAAACAGCUUAAAGGAUGAGAGGGAGGGCGGACAAGCAGCCGGGCUGUGGGUGUUUCCAGGCCCUCUCAGACGGCAGAGCCUGGAGUCAACGGUCGCAUCCCUCUCCCUUUCCACUCUGUGCCUGCUUCCUCUAAGGCUGGGUGGCGUCUCUUUCAACCAAAUACAGUAGUUAAACAGGAAGCGCUCGUGCGCUCCGCGUGCAGGUAGCGCAGGCACCAAAAGUUUCCCGAGACUGGACCGCACCCCCAGCGCCUCCCCGGACCUGGGCAAGCACUCGCCUCUGGCGCUGCUUGCCGCCACCUGUAGCCGUAUCGGCCAGCCGGGCACAACGGCGCCCCCGGACUUCCUGCAGGUGCCCUACGACCCCGCGCUGGGCUCGCCCUCCAGGCUCUUUCACCCGUGGACCGCCGACAUGCCGGCGCACUCGCCAGGCGCGUUGCCGCCCCCACACCCCAGCCUGGGGCUGACGCCGCAGAAAACGCACCUGCAGCCGUCCUUUGGGGCGGCGCACGAGCUGCCGCUCACCCCCCCAGCCGACCCCUCGUACCCUUACGAAUUCUCACCGGUCAAGAUGCUGCCCUCGAGCAUGGCGGCGCUGCCGGCCAGCUGCGCGCCUGCCUAUGUGCCCUACGCGGCUCAGGCCGCGCUGCCGCCGGGCUACUCCAAUUUGCUGCCCCCGCCGCCACCUCCGCCGCCGCCCACGUGCCGCCAGUUGUCCCCCAAUCCGGCCCCAGACGACCUCCCAUGGUGGAGUAUCCCGCAGGCUAGCACCGGUCCGGGGACCUCCGGCGUUCCGGGGGGCAGCCUAUCUGGCGCUUGUGCCGGGGGUGCUCACGCUCCCCGCUUCCCUGCCUCAGCUGCCGCUGCUGCCGCCGCCGCCGCUGCCCUACAGCGGGGCCUGGUGUUAGGCCCGUCGGACUUUGCUCAGUACCAGAGCCAGAUCGCGGCGCUGCUGCAGACCAAGGCCCCCCUGGCGGCCACGGCCAGGAGGUGCCGCCGCUGCCGCUGCCCCAACUGCCAGGCGGCGGGCGGCGCCCCGGAGGCAGAGCCCGGCAAGAAAAAGCAGCAUGUGUGCCACGUGCCGGGUUGUGGCAAGGUGUACGGCAAGACGUCGCACCUGAAGGCUCAUCUGCGCUGGCACACGGGCGAACGGCCCUUCGUGUGCAACUGGCUCUUCUGCGGUAAGAGCUUCACGCGCUCGGAUGAGCUGCAGAGGCACCUGCGGACUCACACCGGCGAGAAGCGCUUCUCCUGCCCGGAGUGCGGCAAGCGCUUCAUGCGCAGCGACCACCUCGCCAAGCAUGUCAAGACGCACCAGAAUAAGAAGCUCAAAGUUGCUGAGACGGGGGUCAAGCGGGAGGACGCGCGGGACCUGUGAGCCCACCCAGGGGAGACUCGAGGUUUCUGCAGCCUCGGACUCUCUUCCCAGCACCUCUUCGGGGAGAUUCCAGAGGCCUAUGAGCAGCUGGCCUUGGGGGAGACCCAACACUGGCAUUUGCCCCUACCUGCUGCCCGCCCCCGUCCCAAGGUGACGCCAGGCUCCCAGCUUCCUUGACAUCACCCGGGGGACAGGGACUCUGUGCCCAGGAGGAGCAAGGGAAAUAGGGUUGGGAGCUCUGCGUAACACGAAGGCGGUUUCAAGCUCUGAACCAUUCUCGCCAUCUGGGAGACCUACAGUUUUGGGGGACCACCCUGAGCUGAUCUUGUAUAUAGGAAACGCUGCUGAAUUAAAGCGGAAGGACCUUGGGAGAGUUGAAAUAGUGCUGGGUGUUUUGCUAGGACAGGGCCGGGCUUUGUACAGGUUAUUUAAUAGCUUUGUUAAAAAAUAAUUAUAAUAUUAAUAAAAAUGUUCCUUUUGUCCUUAGCUCCUUGCAGAGCUACAGCAUGACAUGUCUCUGUAAAACAAUCAGCAGUUGCAGCGAGAAAAUAAAUACGUUAACUCCGGGGUCACCUCGGGAAGACCCCGCUGAGCCGGUCUCAUUUGAUCUUUUCUUCUUGCGGGAGGCUUUACAAAGCGGUCAGGUUUCAGUGGGAAUUUGGAGGUUUCUGAGGCUGCCUGGGUCGGAGGC